CGUACCUAUUUCUACAAUACGCAUGAAGUUGCAUCGAUUCCUUCUCCCUCGGUUUCUUUCUCCUUCUCUCCAAUGGACCUAGGAACACAAAUCGGAACAGAGAUCAAAACUGAGCCAAGACAAGAAGAGAGACAUGUCUUUGAAGAAUACCCUGAACCUCUCAGAUACACCACAUGGGUUUUGAGAGUUUCUAUCCAUUGCGAAGGAUGCAAGAGAAAAAUCAAGAAAAUACUGAGCAAAAUAGAUGGUGUAUAUACAACGAACAUCGACGUGAAGCAGCAGAAAGUAACGGUGAUUGGAAACGUCGAGCCGGAGCUUCUGAUAAAGAAGAUCAUGAAAGCCGGUAGACACGCCGAGCUAUGGCCGACGUCAAUGGAGGGCAACAACAACGAUUGUAAUUACCAGGGAGAGAAGAAACAAAAGAAACCUAAAAACGAAGAUGACGAAAGCAGUGGAGAUGACGAAGACGACGAAAACAACAACAAUAACGGUGGCGUUAUUGAUGUUGGUACAUGCAUUGGCGGGCCUGGAGGUGGCGGCGGUGGCGGAGGAGGAGGUUGUGAUCAGGUUAAGCAAGUUGUGACGUUUGGAAUCAACGGUCAACCUCAACCUCCUUCUGGAGAUGGAGCUCCGAAAAAGAAGAAGAAAAAGAAAAAGAAGAAGAAGAGCUCAGGGAGCACGACGGUCGUGAUGGAAGGAGGCGGUGGUGGGGGUGGUGGUGCUCCGCCGCAGCAUGAUGGACCACCAGAGACUGUGAUAUACUCUGCUCCACCAGAUCAGUAUCAUCCUCAUCAUCAGCAGCAGCAUCCGUAUCCGAUGGCUCACAGUCCUCCACGUCAUCAUCAGCACCAAAUGUACGGUCCGCCGCCUCCUACGUAUUAUCACGCGCAGCCUCAAACGGCGCCGUCUUAUACGGUGAGCUACAACACGGCGCACGGCCCGAGUAACGGUGGGAAUGAGACGGCGUCGUAUUACGCGGCUCCUCCUCCCCGUCCGACGUCGUAUUAUUCGUAUGAGUACGUGGACACGGGCUACGAAUCUCCACCGCCCGAGUUUUAUUCGUAUAGAUCUCAGCCGUCGGAUUCGUUUGAGGCACUCAGCGAAGGCAAUCCAAACGCUUGUUGCGUCAUGUGAUUGGUUUAAGUUUUUAAAAAUCAAAUGACAUAAUGGCUUGAAAUGGCAUAUUGCUACUACCGGGGAAUUUUCGUAAACAAUUACCGAAGACAAUACCAGUAGUUAAAUUUUAAAUUUUAAACUUCUAUAUGAAAGGCUUGAAUAAAAGUUUGGGCACAAAACGAAUUUCUUAUACCUAGUAGAUUUUUUUGUUGUAAAUGAAAUAUGAAAACGUAGUUUAAUGAUAAAUCCGUUUUUUUAUACAGAUCUCUAAUUGAUGAUAUUACGAUUAGAAAACAAA
Molecule: messenger RNA, 1414 nt
Organism: Thlaspi arvense
Lineage: Eukaryota; Viridiplantae; Streptophyta; Magnoliopsida; Brassicales; Brassicaceae
Source: the annotation of a GenBank genome assembly